This is a messenger RNA of Mytilus trossulus (common blue mussel), 3821 nucleotides long. RefSeq names its product N-acetylglucosamine-1-phosphotransferase subunits alpha/beta-like. The transcript is spliced from 27 exons. The coding region runs from base 245 to 3673 and encodes 1142 amino acids. The record is from RefSeq and is a predicted model, not a curated record. Gene Ontology annotation, molecular function: calcium ion binding; UDP-N-acetylglucosamine-lysosomal-enzyme N-acetylglucosaminephosphotransferase activity. Gene Ontology annotation, biological process: carbohydrate phosphorylation; N-glycan processing to lysosome. Lineage: Eukaryota; Metazoa; Mollusca; Bivalvia; Mytilida; Mytilidae. Gene Ontology annotation, cellular component: Golgi apparatus.
UGUUCCUUACUUCAAGCUGAAGCCACUUGCUUUGCCCAGGCGUACUUUUGUAUCUAGCAUUUUGUUAAGAAAUAAGCGAUGGAUUGACUGUAUAGUUUUACAGCAGAUGGUUGUUGUUAAGGCCUGUCAAUUCUUUUGAUAAGUGUGCAUAAUCAACACGUGGAAACCGGUCUAUUAUGAACCCUUUUCCCCACAAUGCAAUGUGAAAAAUCUGGUAGCAGACGCUUUCUACAAAAAGUGAAAAAUGCGAGACGAUCAUUGUAGAAAAAUAGUUCAGAAGCAGGCUUAUGAUGUUUUGUCACAUAAAUAUGGAAUACUUAUUGUCAUUGGUGUAUUCAUUUUCAUCACGUUGACAUCUUUUUAUUUUGGAGAGACUGUUGUGGAAUGGAGUAAUGAGAAAUAUGCUCAGGUUUUCAAUUCCUACAGUGACAACAUAGCAGGGAGAUCUUACAGGGAAAGGUUAUGCUCACCAUUACCGAUUGAUGUGGUGUAUACAUGGGUGAAUGGAACAGAUCCCAAGCUGUUAAAUCAACUCAGAACUCUCAAGUUAAAUAUAGAGGAAGAACUUAAUAUAACAAGUGAUUCCAAAUGUGUUUUUACCAACUGCCUAGCAACCAAUAUGGUUAUUCUUGACCCUGUGUUGCCAAAGGAGAUGACCUUACUGAAGUUAUCAUUGGUCUACAAAGUGUUUGUUCAGGCAGAGAAGAUGUUUACAGUGUCCUUAGAUACAGAUGAGAAUGCCAAUUAUACUGUGAUUGUCUUUAAGGAAGACACUAACAUGACAGAGGUAUUAAGUCAGCCAAUAUUGGUACAUGAGAUAAAUACUACAGUGAGACGAGGUUACAUUACAACAGAUUGGACUGUACACAAUAGUAUUAUGCUAACAGAUACUGCUAUAAUGGCUGGAUUCCCUCCUCAAUAUACUGCUCAACAAAUUCAGACCAAACUACCAGACAAAAUAGCCAAAGGAAUUACAAAGUUUACAAUGCAUGAAGAUGAAGGCUUAGCUGUUAUACAGAUAUCCAAAAAAGACGAUUUUGAAGCAUUGGUGAAUAUUGAGAAUUUUACACUUGAAGGAAAGAAACCAACAUUUAGUGCUGCUAACUUAGUAUGGGACUUGAGAGAUUUCAGAAAAGAUUCAGAUAUAUCAGCCAGUAGAUUUGAGGACAAUGAAGAAUUGAGGUAUUCUUUACGAUCUCUAGAGAGGUUUGCUCCAUGGGUCAGACAUGUUUAUAUAAUAACCAAUGGACAGAUACCUUACUGGUUAAACAUGGAAAGCUCCAGACUUACUAUUGUUACACAUCAGGAGAUAUUCACAAACACAACACAUUUACCAACAUUUAGUUCUCCUGCCAUAGAGGCUAACAUCCACAAAAUACCUGGUCUAUCACAGAAGUUUAUCUACAUGAAUGAUGAUGUAAUGUUUGGUAAGGAUGUAUGGCCAGAUGAUUUUUACACCUACAGCGAUGGAUAUAAGGUAUAUUUAACAUGGCCAGUACCUAACUGUAAUGAGGGAUGUCCAUCAUCGUGGAUUAAAGAUGGCUACUGUGACAAGGCCUGUAACAACACUGAAUGUGAAUGGGAUGGUGGAGAUUGUCAUGGUAGUAAUGUACAGGCUGGUGCAGGUCAUUGGAGUGGUGGUGUUGGCUGGUAUAAUGAUCAGAAAGAACAUUGUAAUAAAGGAUGCGCUGAUUCCUGGCUGGCAGAUAGAUAUUGUGAUACUACCUGUAAUGUAAAACCAUGUGGUUUUGAUGUCGGAGAUUGUGGUACAUCUAAAUAUGACCAACUUAUUGGCUAUAAACUGGAGGCAAGUGUUACAGAAUUCAUAGUACCAAAAGGUGAGGUAAUUGUUUACUUCAACAUGACAACCCUGAUAACAGACAAAGGAAGUGUAGAAUCAGCAGAAUAUGAGAAAUCAUCAGUUGUCAAGGCAAUAGCUGUAGCUAACAAGUUCAAGGUCAUCACUAUGGUGUUCAAUAAAGGUCACAAUGCCACCAAACUACACAUUCAUCUGAAAGGACACUAUGCAAAUGUAACAGAGAAAUUCCAGUAUAACUUUACUGUGAUGGUAGAUACUACACAAGAAAAUAAAACUUUGGAAGUAGUACACACUGUAGAUAACGUAAAUAAAACAGCUUUAAAUGUAACUGUGGCGAAAGAGAUUGAACUACCAGUGGUGUAUGAAGUAGCAGAGGAACUUAUACAAGUAAAACCUAAGCCAGUAGAUCACAAGGCCUUACCAGAACAUGUUAACCUCACAAAUAUAGAUCUGCCAGAAUUCAUCAACAUACAAUAUGAAGCUCUGUUUAAGGAGAAAAAGGAGGGUGAUAUAACAGAGAAAGGUUUUAAGAUUGAACAGAUGACACUGUGGCUGAAGUACCAGGAAUAUCUGAGAAACCCUCCAAAGAAUGAUACAACACUCACUAAACCAGUCGUCAGAAAAUUACUUAGCUUUUUAGAGGUCCCUAUUCUUGAAAUGAAUCAGGAAGAUAAGGUACCAGUUUAUAGGAAAAAUGGUUAUUCAUACCAGACUUUAGAGGACAUGCUAAAAUCAGGAGGAAGAUUUACAGAUGAAGGACAUUUUCCAUGGGAAGAGAAAAAUGUAUUUGGAAAAUUUGAAAAGAUAAGGAGAAAAGAGGCCAUACAGAAACAAUACACAGAUGAUGUUUACCCCCCUAGAAGGAGACUUUUAGAUACAUUUGGUGAUUCACUACGUCAUGUCAAUAAGAUCUACAACAGAGAGUUUGGAUUUACUGCCAGGAAAGUCCCUGGACACAUGCCACACUUUGUUGAUAGAUCUGUCAUGUAUGAACUUCAUCAAAAGUUUCCAGAAGAGUGGGAUACCACAUCUUCACAUAAAGUUCGUAGUUCUGACGACAUGCAGUUUGCUUUCUCGUAUUUCUAUUAUAUGAUGGGAGUAAGACGUAAUGUGACAGCAGAAGAAAUCUUUGAUGAGAUGGAUACAGAUAAGUCACGAUCUUUAUCAGAUAGAGAGAUAAGAACAUUAGCAGCUUCACUUUAUGAUUUACCAUUGGAUUUAAAAACAUUGAGUGGAUUAGAAAAUAUUUUGAAAAAUUGUUCUGAAUACCUACCAGAUGAUAAAAAGAUUGAAAGACCACCUCCUACUGAUUUAGAAACCUAUUAUGACAAAGAUAUGCCACAAGCUACAAGAACUUUAUUCCUCAACUGUGAUGAAAUGGUGGAACUAAUCCAAUCAAAGUUCAAAUCCAGACAAAAACAUAAAUUUGUGACUUUGGAAGAUCAUGAGAUAGCAUUUAAAAUGAUAAAGAGUAACAUAUCUACUGUUGUUGGACAACUGGAUGAUCUCCGUAAAAAUCCUAAAAAGUUUAUAUGUUUGAAUGACAACAUAGAACACAAUAAACCUGAUGCACAAACAGUGAAAGCCAUAUUACAAGACUAUUAUGAAUCAGUACUGCCUAUACAGUCUCAGUUUGAGUUACCUAGAGAAUAUAGAAACAGAUUUUUACAUGUGGAUGACUUAAGACAAUGGAAAAGAUUAAGAGACUGGUUGAAGUUUUUUACACAUAUUGCUUUAGUGAUACUCGUCUUGUUUACAGUUGCAUCAUAUUUUGGUGAUAAGAUUGAAGCUUUACAGAAAAAAUUUAGACGACAAAGACCCUCGUCUGACGAAGGGAAAUUGAUGACCGUAUGACGGUUACUGCUCUGGAUAUUUACACCUGACAUCUUAAUGAUAGUUCUAAUAAUACUCCUAUUUAUAAUCAUAUCUCUUAUGGCCUUUGAAUACAGUAAAAGUUAAUUUUUAUCUACAGCUGAAAUUUUUAACUGCUGUCUUUAAAGAA